Apaloderma vittatum (bar-tailed trogon) is the source of this 483-nucleotide messenger RNA. RefSeq names its product GRIP and coiled-coil domain-containing protein 1-like. The transcript is spliced from 2 exons. NCBI's taxonomy places the organism in Eukaryota, Metazoa, Chordata, Aves, Trogoniformes, Trogonidae. The record is from RefSeq and is a predicted model, not a curated record. Gene Ontology annotation, cellular component: Golgi apparatus. The annotation marks the transcript as partial.
AUGGAGAAGUUUGGCAUGAACUUUGGAGGUGGUCCGAGUAAAAAAGAUCUUCUAGAGACUAUUGAGUCGCAGAAGAAGCAGCUUCUCCAGUACCAGGUUCGGCUGAAGGAUGUCGUCAGAGCCUACAAGAGCCUGCUCAAAGAAAAGGAAGCUUUGGAAGCCAGCUUGAAAGUGCUGUCCGUGUCUCAUGAGGCUGAUAGGAGGGUCCUCCAGCUGAAGACCCAGCUGGCCACCUUGACCAGUGCUCUGUCAACGGUCACGCAGGAGAAGUCCCGCAUGGAAGCCUCCUACCAAGCAGACAAGAAGAAAAUGAAGCAGGACCUGGAUGACGCCAUUAAAAAAGCAGAAGAAGACACCGAGAAGUUGGAGACGGAGCUGAAGUGUGUCCAGGAACAGCUGGCCGAGACCAAAGCCCGUCUGAUCACGCAGCAGCACGACCGAGCCCAGGAGCAGAGUGACCACGCCGUCAUGCUGCGGGAGCUG